AUGCGUUCUUUCUUCACACUGCCCGUCCUAGCUGCGGUUGCUGCUGCUGCGCCUAGACCACAAGACAUCGACUUUGAUCUGAUCAAGCAGGCCGCUGACCCCGUUCUUAUCACUCCUGCUGUCGAUGUUGCUACUCAAGUGGCAACAGUAGCAGCUGUCACUGAACAGGCCGCUGCAGCCUCUGCUGCUGUCUCUGCAGUACCCGCUAUUAACAACGCUUCGUCCGUCAAUGAACGAGACAUUGUUGCAAGGGACUCGGCUUGCGCAAAGCAAAAAGCUGGAAAGGGACCAGUUGCCAGUCCUGAUACACCAGAGGCCUUCCUGGCUCUCAAUGAGUUGUCCACCCUCAGCACAACUGUAGCUACACCUUACGGCUACUCUCAAGUAUUCGCCGAUCAGAAGACGUCUCUCAGUGCUAGCGUGUACAUGGGUCUGCACACAUUGAACAGCUAUGAUGUCCCCGGAUGUCAGUCCAUCUGCGAUCAGAACCCUGGAUGUGUCGCGUUCAACAUGUACGCAGAGCGUGACCCGACUGUGAACCCAGAUCCAUCGCAGUGCCCCAACCCAGUUAGUACUACCAACUACAAGGUAUGUGAUAUCUCAGGGCUCAAGCAACGUCAGACUAACAUUUACAGUGCACUAUCUGGGGCGCACCCNGUAUCCAAGGAACAGGCCAACAACUUCGGCCAAUGGCGCGCGUCCUUCCACGUCGUCAUUGCUGCGUCCAACGCAUACAACAAAGAUGCACCUCCACCUUCCGUCGCCGGCUUCACCGAUCCUGUUGGCCUGGGAGGUGCCGUCAAUGCUCCCUUGGACUCCAAUGGCAAGGACACUUUCAUGGGCAGCAAGUUCUUCCCCUUCUCGCAGGAGCAAGGCUUUACCCUCGAGUCCUGUACCAGCGCCUGUACAGCACAGACGGCUUACAAUAAGGCUCAUCCUAACAAGGAUGGCAGCUUCAAGACUUGUGCUUUCGUGAAUGGCUACGUCCUUUCGAGAAAUGGUGUUCCUCAAGGUCUUUACUGCUCUAUGUACAGCCAGACGUGGGCCGCUUCCUACGCGACCAACUAUGUGAGUAUGACAAUAUCCGAGCGACAACUGUGUUUCGUACUGACCCAAUUGAACAGNGGCCAAUACCGCGGUUCAGUUAGAUACACUGUCAGCAACAGCUACGCAUAUUCCGUUGUCACCCGCCCCGAGAUCCCUGCUGGUCUUGAAUGCCCUCAGGGUCAUCCUGUACCCAACAAAUCUUGCAGAGAAUACUCUCUGGUCCCGGCAUCCGUGACGAUUCCAUCUCUCUUCACUGCAUCAGGCGAUUGGUCGACCUGUGGACUGGACUGUUUGGCCAACCCUGCAUGUCUCGCGUGGUCCACGUCUGACAAGAAGGGAUCAUGGCCCUACGACCCCUCGGCCCAGCCACCGCGUUGUCAGUUCUACACCCGAAGCGUAGCUGAUAUCAUCAAUGAGUACGAUUACGAGGAGUAUAGCUCGAAUGCUGAUGAUUCUUAUGCUACAUUGUUUGAUUACAGUUGCUUUGAUAGACAAGGUAUCUACUGCGGAGAGGGCCAGCAGAGGUAG
Aureobasidium musti is the source of this 1575-nucleotide messenger RNA. The record is from the annotation of a GenBank genome assembly. NCBI's taxonomy places the organism in Eukaryota, Fungi, Ascomycota, Dothideomycetes, Dothideales, Saccotheciaceae.